GAAGAGAAAGAAUUUAAAUCUGAACAUUUAGAAUCGCUAGUUAGCGCCUUUGUUAAUGAUACGCAUGCGAAUGUCAAACAAUGGCCGGAGCUGAGCCUCCAUCCCUGAAGGAGACAUGUUUACAGGCUGUCAGGAAGCACUUUGCUGCUUUGGCCACGGAGCAUGUGCUCGAUCUGCCAGCGGCUCUCAUGGAGGAGCUGCUUCCUCAGUUGACUGUAUGUCAACUGGAUGAGCUGCAGCCGGGGCUCAACCAGAGAGGGAUAUCAACUCACUGUGGUUGGGCGGGUAUUCUUAAGGACAUCCAUGGACCUAACUAUGCAGUGGACUUGCUCACUGAAGACGGGGCCAAAUAUGAAGUAAUGAGGAUGCUUUUUCCACCCCUAUUUUACGGCCUAACCAACCACUUUGUCGAAAAAAACAUCACAAAUUUAAACACAUCAUCAUUCAUGUUGGCGGCAGCUAAAUGUAUCAAACAUUUUUUACUCUAUGCAAGCUCCCAAAAACCCCUUCAAAGUUUAAUUGUUGAGCAGCAGCCUCUUCUGAACCUUCUUGAGAAGCAGAUCCGGAGUGUUGCAGUGCUGCAGUCCAUUGAUCUUUUAAAGAGGAAGACACAAGCAGCGUUGUACGUUCUCCAUCGACUUUUAGACCACGGUGUGACAAAGAAAAUAGUUGUGGAUGUGCAGUGUCCCAUCGUGCUGGCCUGGCUCCUCCAUGGAAGGGGAUCCCAGUAUGAAAAUCCAGAGUUGAAGAGCCUUAUGCUCAGCAAAAAGGGAAGCUUUGUUUUACAAGCUGUUUCAGCCAGUGCAGAUGGGGCUAGUUGCAGUGCAGGUCUUGAGACCAGGGCUUCAGAAGAUGAAGAGGAUCAAGUCAUCCCAUGCAAACGCUCCAAGAUGGAAUUUGUGUCAUCAGAGGAAGAAUCUGGAAAAGCAAGUUUCUCUGUAGAUCCAAAGGUUAGAUGUGGACCCUUCUCCCAAUGUGAUUAUCCCCCGUCAGGGGCUUGUCCACAGGGACAGAUCGAAUGUCUGGAGGUCAGGCAGUGUGGGUCUGUCUCUCUGAGUGUGCUGAGGAAAAGUCUGCCCACAUUUUUCUGCCUUCGCUCUCUAACUCUUCACAGCUUUGCCACCUUCAGGGACUCUGAUGUGUUGGACCUGGCCAGAGGCCUGAAGCAGCUGUCUGAGAGCUCCCGCUGCUCCCUCACUUAUCUCAACAUCGGCAUCCUGCCAUACACCAAGCUCAUGGAGAUCCUGCUGGAUGCAGUCCCCAAAGUGACGUCCCUGCACGUGGAGAUCCUCCAUAUGAUGUGGGGACCACAUCAUCCCCAGACUGCCAAGUCAGACGUGUCAGAGCUGCCCCUGCAGAAGCUGACAGUCAAAGUAACUGAGCUCCAGACAGAUCUGCACUUCAUCACAUCAGUGCUAAGACGCUCUCCUCAUCUCACCUCACUUCACUUAGCUGGGAUGAAUUUACCAACUGGCUCCUCUCUGAGCCAGCUCCUCAUCACUCUUUCAGAGUCCAAUCAAGGACUGAGGAGUCUGAACUUGGAAGACUUGAAUCUGUCCGAUUGUCUCCCUGACAUCCUUAAUCUACUGAGGAACUGUCAGUUGGAAGAGCUGUGGUGUAAUGAUUGCCGCCUUCUUGAGAAGUGCAGUGACAAGGAGGAAGCUUUGCAGCAGUUGGUGUCUGCUCUGAGGACAGUGCCUUCUCUUCACACUCUGAGCCUUGCUCAGAAUCGACUUACCAAGAAUGUGUGCGUGCUGUCCGAGCUUUUCUCAGGAUCUUCACCCAGCUCAGUGAAGAGACUCAACAUCAGCUACAACUUCAUUCAGCCGGCGGAGCUACUGGAGUUUGCUCACAGACUGAGGACACAUCGCCCCCCACAGCAACUGACUCUGGACCUCAGGAUGAACCCUGGGGAUCGAGACCCUGACACCUGGAACGCUGCUCUGAACCUGCUCCGUCCACUCUGCGUGUUGCUGCUGGAAAGGUGGAAGUCCACAGACACGAUGGUCGACCACAUCAGCAACAUGUGAACUAAUAUGACUGUAAACAGUCAGUAUUUUUGUACAGGUUUUCAUUUAGUCUGUGGUCAGUUUGACUUCAAUACAAGACUUCAAGACAACACUGUUCCGGAUAAACAGCUUCUCUGUCAAGUUUGUGUUCACAGAGCAUGCAGUCAAGCUGCAGAGAACUGGACAAAGCGCCAUAACUGGUUUAGACUAGUUAGUAAAGUUAUGGUAGAACACAAAUAUUGUUGCCUUGUAAUUGGUUUUUCAUAACUGUGUUAUAUACACUCAUUGGACACUUUAUUAGGCACACCUGUUCAAGACGUGGUGAAGACGACUUGCUGAAGUUCAGAGCAUCAAAAUGGGGAAGAAGGGGAAUUAAGUGACUUUGAAAAUAGCAUGGUUGUUGGUGCCAGACGGACUGGUCUGAGUAUUUCAAAAACUGCUGAUCUCCUGGAAUUUUCACACACAACCAUCUCUAGGGUUUACAGACAAUCUAGUGAGUGGCGGUUGGGGGGGAGAAAAUGCCUUGUUGAUGUCAGAGGAGGAUGGGCAGAGUGGUCCGAGAUGAAAGAAAGGCACCAGCAACUCAAAUUACCACUCGUUACAACCAAGGUAUGCAGAAUAUCGUCUCUGAACGCACAACACGUCUAUCCUUGAAGCAGAUGGGUUACAGCAACAGAAGAAAACAACAGGUGCCACUCCUGCCAGCAAAGAACAGGAAACUGAGGCUACAAUUCACACAGGCUCACCAAAAUUGGACAAUGGAAGAUUGGAAAACGUUGCCUGGUCUGAUGAGUCUCGAUUUCAGCUGCGACAUACAGUCGGUACGGUCAGAAUUUGGCAUAAACAACAUGAAAGCAUGAAUCCAUCCUGUCUUGUAUCAACGGUUCAGGCUGCUGGUGGUUAUAUUAUGGUGUGGGGGAUAUUGUCUUGGCACACUUUGGGCCCCUUGGUAACAAUUCAGCAUUUUUAAACGCCAAGACUUGUUGAAUCUAUGCUACGAAGAGCAAAAGGGGGUCCAACGUGGUACUAGCAAGGUGUACCUAAUCAAGUGUCCGGUGAGUGUAUAUUUAGUAAGCAUGGUAUUCAAAGUGAGCAUGGUAUUCAAAGUGAGCAGAGUGCGAAAAGAACAGCAUGUAGUGUUUGACAUUUGAAUCGUUUAUUAAAUCAGCAUCUGUUACACCUCAAA
Molecule: messenger RNA, 3195 nt
Organism: Platichthys flesus (European flounder)
Lineage: Eukaryota; Metazoa; Chordata; Actinopteri; Pleuronectiformes; Pleuronectidae
Gene: lrrc41
Product: leucine rich repeat containing 41
Exons: 10
Coding region: 81-2030 (649 amino acids)
Source: RefSeq, a predicted model, not a curated record